Onychostoma macrolepis is the source of this 4647-nucleotide messenger RNA. It is a transcript of the gene tmem63ba, whose product is annotated as transmembrane protein 63Ba. Gene Ontology annotation, molecular function: nucleic acid binding; calcium-activated cation channel activity. Bases 333 to 2822 code for a protein of 829 amino acids. Gene Ontology annotation, cellular component: plasma membrane. The record is from RefSeq and is a predicted model, not a curated record. The transcript has 24 exons. NCBI's taxonomy places the organism in Eukaryota, Metazoa, Chordata, Actinopteri, Cypriniformes, Cyprinidae.
GAAUCCGAAGAGGGCCGAGCUUGGACGACGCCCCAGCUGGGAAACAGUUCGUGGGUUGCCUAUCAACCGCUCAUACACCGGCCCGACCCAUCACAGCCAUGCUAGGGCUUGUUGAGUAUCAGUGUCGUACAGAUGAGACACUAACUGAAUGAUGUACUAAUCCUCGGCAUUUUGUUUUUCCGAACACUAUUAAAUCGUUCUGAGGAAAUACCGAACUGGAAUUUUGAGAUUAUUACGGUUAUUUCGGAAUAUUAUUGAAGUAGCUAGCCGAGAGCUACUUUGGCUUUGACCACUGCGGCCAGGCAGAGUUUCAGUAUGCAGCUGUAUUGAGGAUGCUGGCUGUCUUAGCUUUGCUCAUGAUGGCUACGACCAGUGAAGCGGAGAUCUGCCAAGGCACUGAGAACUGCUCCAACCCCAAUGGCUCCAAGGACUUUUGCUAUUCGGCCCGGAUCCGCAGCACCGUGCUCCAGGGCCUGCCCUUCGGAGGAGUGCCCACCGUACUCGCCCUUGACUUCAUGUGCUUCUUGGUGCUGCUAUGUGUGUUCUCUGUUUUGAGGAAGGUGGCUUGGGAUUACGGGCGUCUUGCACUGGUCUCUGAUGCCGACAGCCGUAGGCGGAAUCAGCACUAUCAACGUCUGGACGAGCAGGAAUAUGUGGCCUCCGCCAUGCAGACGCCUGCUGACUCCCGAUACGAGCGUCUCACCUCUGUGUCCAGCUCGGUCGACUUUGACCAAAGGGACAACGGCUUCUGUUCCUGGCUAACCGCCAUCUUCAGGAUAAAAGAUGACGAGAUCAGGGAGAAGUGUGGGGAGGAUUCUGUGCACUACCUCUCAUUCCAGCGGCACAUCAUUGGUCUGUUGGUAGUGGUCGGCGUGCUCUCCGUGGGCAUCGUCCUGCCCGUCAACUUCUCAGGAGACCUAUUAGAAGAUAAUGCCUACAGUUUUGGGCGAACUACAAUAGCCAACUUAAAAUCUGGUAAUAACCUGCUGUGGCUGCACACUACGUUUGCCUUCUUCUAUCUGUUACUGACUGUGUACAGCAUGAGAAGACACACAUCAAAGAUGCACUACAAAGAGGACGACUUGGUGAAACGCACUUUAUUCAUUAACGGGAUCGCAAAAUAUGCAGAAGAGAGUCAAAUAAAGCAGCAUUUUGAGAAAGCAUAUGAAAACUGCAUGGUUCUGGAUGCUCGCAUUUGUUACGACGUUGCCAGGCUUAUGUCCCUGGAGUCUGAAAGGAAAAAGACAGAACGCAGCAAAAAGUUCUACACAGACCUGAUGGCCAAGGAGCACAUCCCCACUAUGAUUAACCCCAAACCCUGCGGCCACCUCUGCUGCUGCAUCAUCGCGGGCUGCGAGCAGGAAGAUGCUGUGAACUACUACACUAAGCUUGAGGGCAAACUGAAGGAAGAAUACAGAAAAGAACGAGAAAAAGUCAACACUAAACCUCUGGGAAUGGCUUUUGUUACCUUCCAGAAUGAAGCAACGACCGCCCUCAUCUUGAAAGAUUUUAACGCAUGUCAGUGUCAUGGCUGUCACUGUCGACGAGAGCCAAAGUGCUCCCCCUUCAGCAACCUCCUCAGCACGAACAACUGGACAGUCACAUACGCUCCAGAUCCACAGAAUGUUUACUGGGAGCAUUUGUCCAUUGGUGGCCUCAACUGGUGGCUCCGCUGCUUUGUCAUCAACUGCUUUCUCUUCCUCUUGCUCUUCUUCCUCACCACCCCUGCCAUCAUCAUCUCCACCAUGGACAAGUUCAAUGUCACCAAACCCGUGGAGUACCUGAACAACCCCAUCAUCACUCAGUUCUUCCCCACCCUGCUGUUGUGGUGCUUCUCGGCCCUUCUCCCCACCAUCGUCUACUACUCUGCCUUCUUUGAGGCCCACUGGACACGAUCUGGAGAGAACAGAACCACCAUGCACAAAUGCUACACCUUCCUCAUCUUUAUGGUUCUGCUGCUGCCAUCUCUGGGACUGAGCAGUUUGGAUGUUUUCUUCCGCUGGCUUUUUGACAAGAAAUUCCUCGACGAGGCAAAAGUCCGAUUCGAAUGCGUCUUCCUUCCAGAUAAUGGAGCUUUCUUUGUGAACUAUGUCAUCGCGUCUGCCUUCAUUGGUAAUGCCAUGGACCUGUUACGCAUUCCUUAUUUCCUUAUGUACAUGAUCCGGCUGUGUCUGGCACGUUCAGCUGCUGAGAGGCGCAACGUGAAGAAGCAUCAAGCUUAUGAGUUCCAGUUUGGAGCUGCUUAUGCCUGGAUGAUGAACGUGUUUACUGUGGUCAUGACCUACAGCAUCACCUGUCCAAUUAUUGUACCAUUUGGACUGAUGUACAUGCUACUGAAGCACCUGGUGGACAGGUAUAACAUGUAUUAUGCCUACCUGCCCUCCAAACUGGAUAAGAAAAUCCACUCUGGAGCUGUCAACCAGGUGGUGGCAGCACCCAUCCUCUGCCUCUUCUGGCUGCUCUUCUUCUCUACUGUCCGUACAGGUUUUGUUGCUCCAACAUCAAUGUUUACCUUUGUGGUUCUGAUCAUCACCAUCAUCAUUUGCCUCUCCCACGUCGUCUUCGGUCAUUUCAAAUACCUUAGUGCGCACAAUUACAAGAUCGACAUGGACGGUGUGGACAAUGGACGACCACCGGAUUCAUCUCCACCUGUCAAGUCUGUGCAGACGUACGUCGCCCAAGUGCUACAGGACCCAAACACAGACGAGACAGGAAGUGGCGAGGAUGAGGGGCAGGGAUCGUCGCAGGAUGAGGAGGUGGUGAAUGAAGGUGAUUUCCAAUCAGGAGAGGACAGCCUUAUUGAGAAUGAGGUGCACCAGUGACCCAGGCAGGGCCACGCCAUGUGCUGAACUUGGAGAAACUAGCAGGACUUCAACAUGACCAAACGGCGAUCCACUGCACCUCACUACACUUACUGAGCGUGUGAAUCCAUCACAGCUGACAGCUAAAACACUCAUUUAUCAUUGAGUCUUGGAGACAGGAUGGCCAAUUGUCAAGAAUAUGGAGUGGCUUGUGAUUGUACUCCAACUAUUAGAAACUAAGUUUCAUAAUUUUCUUUGCAUUGGUUACCCUGUUCGUACGGAGUUUCUUGCCGUUACAAGCGCAUGUCUAGUAAAUAAGACCAAAAUCAGUAAUGAUUAAUCAUAAUUUGCAAUUAAAAUUUGAAUUUGCCUGUUAUGAUGAAGUAAAACUGCUAUAGUGCUAUCUCAGGUGGGCAGGAAAAUUGUGUAUUAGGGUGGAUAUCACAAAGACGCAUAAAGGUCAGAUUUCACCUCCAAAUCUUUUGCAUAAAUAAAAUACUGAAAGAUUUCUUAGGAAAUGAGUUACAUAGGAUAACGGUCAACUAAACAGUUUGGUGAGAGUUAAAAGCAAAAAUAGAUGUAUAUAGUAACAGAUAGGUAUGAUUUAACCAAUCAGAAUCAAGUAUUUCAGACAGCCAUGUGAUUAUUUACAACAUUUGUUUUUAGAGCUUUAGCAACACCAUUUCUCCAUGUUAACCAUCUGUAGUACACAGAAAUACUAUCACAAAUAAUUAAUCAAAUUUUGUGAGAAAUCAUACGUAUUAGAAAUUCUUCUGGAAUUAACAACAGUAAUAAUGACAGUUAAUCUGAUUGUUUCUGAAAGUUUUGAGUUUUGGUUUAGAAACAAUGUUAUUUUCUUUGUCCCCGCUGAAAUGGCACUAUAGUACAAUAUGUUUGGAGAUGAGCAAAUUAAUUCACGCAACUUUUAUUCUUCUUUACCAAAGUGAAUGUACCAUAUUUAACAUAAAGACUAUUACUAGUCCCUCUGGUAUAAGGAAUUGUUGGAAAACCCAGGAUCGAAAAACUCACUCCAGCCUGCUGAAUUAACCGAUUGUGAGGAAAACAGCCGCCGAACACUAAUUGUCUCACCAUAUACUUGAACUGGAAAAGCCACUUUUAGACUGUCUUGACAGACUCCAGGCAAAUCACCAUCCCUGGAACUAUUCUCCUGUCCACCCUUACGUCCUCUGCACAUCCAGUGUUUAAAUGUAAACCUACGCAUUGCUAACACAUACUUGUGCUAUGCGUGGUAUGACGCUACUUUCUGAAUCAGGCAUCAAAUGGACCAAUUUUAAAUUGUGUUGCUCUACUGUGGAAUGUUCUGUCAAUAACUGAUACUGUAGCAAAAAUAACUUAAAACGCACAGCAGAUUCCCUAUGUGGACUUAAAUGUGGAAUUUGUGAAUGUGAAUAUUUUUCUUUUUUGUUAUGCAUGGGUAUGAAAUAAUGGUUUCAUCAGGUUUUGUGGAAUUUUUUUUUUUUCGUUUUAUUGCCAUUAACAAGUGAUGUACACAAUACCAUUUUUGAUCACUUACUCGUAAACACUGUAAAAAGUGCAUGGGAAACAUAAUCAGAAAUCCCUGAACAUCCUAAAAAUUUUGUUUAUGAUGAUAGCAAGAUCUCAUCGGGUCAUAUCAACACGUGUCCUAAAUAAGACCUUCUUUAGUGCGGUAGUGGUGUGUUCCUUUGCAAUUUUACAAGUGAACUGGAAAUAACAGACUCCUUUCCAUGGUUCGUCUUACCUGUGUGCUUUUACAAGCUUUUUCGCUGACACAGUUGUGAGCUUAUUUGACUGGACUUAUGCAUCAUUUAGUGGUUGAAGUCUGAAAAAAAAAAAAACACAAAAA